AUGAUUACAUGCAGUGUAGGCCGUUAUGUGCCGAAGCGAUACUUUAUUUUUGGACUGUAUUUCUUUUGCUUGGUUAGUCUGAUAAUUCUGUACAAUAUAAUUGGCCGAGAUGAGAGUAGCGAUCAAAGCGAAGUUGCACAACCUUAUACCUUAUACGGUAGGGUAACAACGAACUCCUCGAAGAUGAAAACCUGGUUCUUUUAGAUGGACUGGAUCCUUUUUUUGAGUAUCGGAAGUUGGAAAAGAAAGAUUGGCAUGAUUAUGAAGCCAUGGAGAAAGAUCGAAGCCGAAAAGGGCCUGGCGAACAAGGAAAGCCCUUAGAAACGCCUAAGGACACGGAUGAGAUGGCCAGGGAAAGGGUAAGGAUACGCAACUGUAGGGUUUAUAAGUGAUAUAGGAAAGACUUUACAAGGUGAACGGAUAUGAUGGGUAUGCCAGUGACAUGAUUGCUUUGGAUCGGGCUGUCAAGGAUAUCAGACAUCCGGGAUGUAAGCGGGUGAAUUAUGUGGCGAAACUCCCUUCGGUCACUGUCAUCUUCCCUUUCCAUAAUGAGGUAACACCGUCAUACGUAAUGCCUAAAUCAUCAUCAAUAUUUUAGCACAAAUCAGCAUUAUUACGGAGUGUUUAUUCAAUAUUAAAUAGAAGCCCUAAAGGGGUUCUCCAAGAAAUAAUCUUGGUGGAUGAUGCAAGUUCGAAAGAAGAACUAAAGCAACCAUUACAAGAUUAUCUAAAUGUGCAUGAUCUAAGUGGAAUUGUGAAGAUUGUUAGAACAAAGUAAGAGACGUAUUGCACAUCUCAUUUGUCUUUCAGGAAACGGGAAGGCCUUAUCAGAGCACGACAGAUCGGAGCAACAGCAGCAACAAAAGAGGUUCUGGUGUUCUUGGAUGCUCAUUCAGAGGCUAAUUACAACUGGUUGCCUCCUCUUGUGGAGCCGAUUACAUUAGAUUACCGAACAAUUGUAUGUCCCUUUGUGGAUAUUGUCGAUUGUAAUACGUAUGAAUACAAAAGUCAGGAUGAGGGGGCCAGAGGUAAGCUUGGUUAAAAUGUAUAUUUAGGGAUAUUCAAUAAUAAUUUUAGGGUCAUUCGAUUGGAGUUUCAAUUACAAACGCCUACCUUUAACAAAAGAAGAUCAGAUUAACCCCAUUAAACCUUUUAAGAGCCCGGUUAUGGCCGGUGGGUACUUUGCGAUCAGCGCCAAAUGGUUUUGGGAACUGGGAGGGUAUGACGAAGGUCUGGAUAUAUGGGGAGGAGAGCAGUACGAGCUCAGUUUUAAGGUUGGUUCUAAAAAUGAUCCGCCGCAUAGGACAGAUAUUUUGCUAGCCAUUUGGAUGGCUUUAGGUUAACCCUACAUUUGUAUAGCUAUUUCCCCGUAAACUGCUUUAAAGAAGUUGUGGCAAUGCCCCCAAAUAUGUAUAAUACUUUUGACUUUCCCCGAUUGACUGUUAGGACUUUCCCUACCUAAUGGUGUAAAUUUUCAGACCUGGCAAUGUCACGGAAAGAUGGUGGAUGCCCCUUGUUCCCGAGUGGGGCACAUCUAUCGAUGUAAAUAUAUUCCAUUCCCCAAUCCUGGAGUUGGCGACUUUAUCUCUCGGAAUUACAAAAGAGUGGCCGAGGUCUGGAUGGAUGAAUACAAAGAGUUUCUCUACAAAAGAAGGCCUGAAAUGAAGGAUGUCAGCCCCGGAAAUCUCACCAAACAACUUGCGAUCAGAGCGAAAUUAAAGUGUAAUUCCUUCGAUUGGUUUAUGAAGAACGUCGCUUUUGAUCAGGAUCUUUUUUAUCCCAAUGUGGAACCACCAGACAGUGCGAAUGGUAUGAUUCGUGAAAUUGUGUCAAGUUACGUCUUAUGUAAUUGUAUUUUAGGUGAGUUGAAGAAUGUAGAAGUCCAGAAAUGUGUUGACACGCAGUUCAAAGGGAACGGUGAAACAUUUGGUCUUAAACCAUGCUUAUCAGAGAGUACAUUCAACACUGGGGAACAGGUACUUUUAUUGAUUUAAAAUUAAUUUUUCUUCCAGGAACUCCGUAUGGGUUUCCAAUUGGAUAUCCGAGGAAGGAAUGACAAGAAUCUUUGUUUCGAUGUUUCCCAGUAUCAGGAGAGAGCGCCAGUACUUCUUUUCGGAUGUCAUGGUACCAAGGGGAAUCAAUUAUUCAGAUACUUAAUAGAGUACAAGCAGAUUUUACAUCCAGUCUCCAAUCUCUGUCUUGAUGCUGAUCCAAAAACAGAUGAGAUAUUUAUGAGUAAAUGCCUGAAGGCUAAACGAACACAGAAAUGGGAGUGGAAGUACCUCAAUAAGACGUUGAUGGAGAAACGAAAUUCAAUUCCGAUGUGA
Molecule: messenger RNA, 2327 nt
Organism: Bursaphelenchus xylophilus (pine wood nematode)
Lineage: Eukaryota; Metazoa; Nematoda; Chromadorea; Rhabditida; Aphelenchoididae
Source: the annotation of a GenBank genome assembly